This is a messenger RNA of Knipowitschia caucasica, 630 nucleotides long. NCBI's taxonomy places the organism in Eukaryota, Metazoa, Chordata, Actinopteri, Gobiiformes, Gobiidae. The record is from the annotation of a GenBank genome assembly.
AUGCCCACCUCCGGCUCCACACACUCUCCCUUCAUCACGCCCUUCCUCACCCCUUUCCUCACCCCUUUCCUCACCCCUGCUCUGUUCUGGUUCUGGCGGGGUAUGGACCACAUCACCCCUGUCCUCUGCUCCCUUCACCAGGCGGCUCAUCCACCACAGCAGAGGCGGCGACAGAACGGUCAGCUGCGGCGCUCUCAGACUCAAUCUUCCGCAGAUGUGAGUAAAGCCCUGUCGCUGGAGCCACUGGCGCAGUCUUCGACGCAUGACCACCCCACGCUGAUUCCCCGGGGGUAUGGUGGCUUCAUCGUGCGGGGCUCCUCGGAGCUCAGCUGCCUCCGCUCUGUCCCAGGCACUGGAUACGAACACUCUAGCCGCCCGUAUCGUGUUCGCGUCUUCCAGCGUCGGUCUGACCCCGCGACAGACCAGUGCCUGUCAUUGGUGAAGGUCGUGUGGGAUCGGGACACUAUCGAUUGUAUCCUGGCCUUAAUCUCAAUCUGGCUGGACCUGCCGCCUCCCCCUGCGCAGCGGGACGGAGGCAGAGGUAUUUGGGGUCCGCAGGGGAGGGUUGGGGGUUGGACUCCAGGGGCCCAUGGAAGCAGAGAGGAGAGAGGGCCGUGUGUUUUGUGCUGA